This is a messenger RNA of Staurois parvus, 321 nucleotides long. NCBI's taxonomy places the organism in Eukaryota, Metazoa, Chordata, Amphibia, Anura, Ranidae. The record is from the annotation of a GenBank genome assembly.
UACUGUGUGAGCUGCAAUUGGUCACAGCUUGUCACAUGGUACAAGGCUUUUGUGAAUAGCCCUGCACCAUGUGAUCUCUGUGAUCAUCACACAGAUUUCACAAGUAGUAAGCAAUGAUGUCAAGAAGUGACAUCUUGCUUACUACUAUUCAUGUGAUCACUGAUUGGCCAAUCAGUGAUCACAUGAUCGGGACCUCACACAGAGGUCCUGUACAGCAAUCGGUGUUCGCACCAGAUCGUGGUGCCGCGCACUCUCAGUGAGCACGCACAGUCUAAAAUGGCAGGCGCUGUUUAUGAACGACAACCCGCCCCCUGCACUGUC